UUGCUCCGCCUGUCUGUCUCGGCUCUGGAGGAAUUUCAAGGCGACCCCUUGUCUUUCGGAGAGGCUCCUCACUGCUGGGAUGAGCUGAGCUGCCGUGGGUUCCACACCGAGCGGGACAAUGUGAAUACAAGGAGUUAUCUUGGCCAGUGGAAUCACAAGACGCACCGCUCCAGCUUUUUUGCCAUGGCCUCUGAAGCAGCUGUGGAGAAGAGAGCCAACCUGCUGGCAUCCCGGGUCCACUGGAGCCACAUGGAGCUUCUUGAGUCUCAUGGAAAUUCAAGCCAGGACAGUGUCAGAGAGUGGCUUACCACUGCUGUCAGUGAAGAGGAUGCAAAGCAUGUGCUGCCCAGGGACUCUGCAGAGCCUCUGAGGAGAAACCCCAGCAGUGAGGAUGACCUAGCCCUCGGUGUAGAAGCGUCUUUAUAUGGUAAACAGGGACUGAGGACCGUCCAGGAAUUUCUGCGGUGGACAAGGUCAAGACCAGCUCUUAGCAGGUGGAGCAGCUUCAACUCAGCUGCUUCUGGCCACUCUACACCUCUCAGUGUGAUGGAUGUUCUCAACCUGUGGAAUGAUGACCCAGAGGAGGUUCUGUUGGAUCUGGGCUUUGGCUGCGAUGAGCCGGACAUCUCAGGUCGCAUCCCAGCGCGGUUCAUCAAUCAUCAGUCUCAGGCAAGAGGAAUAAACCUCCAAGUGUUUCUGGAGGCCCAGAAGAAUCGGCUGGACCUGGAGAAUCCAGACGUCAGCAAUCGUUUCAGGCAGCUAGAAGUUCUGCAGCAGGUCACCUCAGCCUUUUCCUCCUUAGUGGGAGCUUCAUCCUCCUCCGCCCUUGGAGCACAGCGGCUGAUGAAAGACCUGCCCGCAGAGGCCCGGGAGAGGAGGCGACGUAUGGGUAUGCUCUUCCGACGAGCAUCAAAGAAGUCUCUGAGCCAAAUCCCCAGCAGCAGCACCCAGGAUCAGACCACUCAGGCCACCGCCUCUCCAAGCGCUGCACCCCAGCCGCUGCAGCCUCCAGCCAGCCCCGGAGACACCAAAGCCCUUGUGAAGAGAGUGAAACCAGGUCUCCAGGAUACUGUAUGUCUUAGCCCUCUGGCAGAGGAACUAGGACCUGGUCCAGACACUCAAGAGGCUUCUUCCAUAACCCAGGACAGUGCACUCAGACUGGGGCCUCUGAAGGAAGGUCACCCCCUGUCACCCAACACUGCCUUAGAGAGAAGGAGGAGCCCAGGGCAGGCGAGAGAAUCAUUUGAAAUGGAAGAGAUUCACAGUUUUGAUGACAGCAGUAUUGCUGGGAGCUUCACAGCAGGAGCAGAAAAUACAGUAUGGGGUGUAAACCGGACCAAUAGCUGCCAGUCGGACAGCAGCGGUUUCCUGGAAGAGCCUUUUAUCCCCUCCCUCUCUCAGCAGACGUCACCAGGAUCUGAACUCAUCAAGGCUCUUUCAGUCCUGUCAGGAGACAGCACUGACAGCAACACCACGGUGAGGGAGGCCUCCUCUGCUCCUCCCACUCCCACCUCUCCCUCUGUCCUCCCCUUCUCCUCCUCAACCUGUAACACUGAAACGGCUCUCUUUUCUUCACCAUCUUUUCCACCAGAAUGCUCAUUAGUAUCCCCCACUUCUCCAGACUCAGCCUCGGAAAGCCAAGAGGAGACUCCACCAGAUCAUGAUCUUGCCCAGCCUCCCUCAGACCCUCCUGCCUCUUUUUCUUUGCUGGUGUUUGACUCUCCUCCUCCUCACUCUUCCUCAACUGAUGUAGAAGACACUGCUCACUGUCACUCUUCAUCUCCUACAACUUCCUUCCAUGCUGGUCCAAUGUUUUCCCCACAACCUCCCUCACUUGUUGAACAACCAGAGCAAAUGAAAAUAGAGAAUGUUCCUCUUCAUUCCCUUUCUUCUUUCUCUACUGAAUUAGAAGACAAAACUUCUCCAUCUAUGUCUCUUCCUCCUCUCAGCCCUUCCCCCCCUUCCUCUCCUGCCUGUUGUUCCUCUUUCCUUGCCUCCAUUGCCAAAUCUUUCCCACAAACAGAUUUCCCUUCAGGGAGUCCAAAGAAUACACAAACUGAGAGGAGUGAGGCCUCUCCUCACCCAUCCCUCUCUCUUAAUUUAGAAUGCAAAGCUGGGGCAUCUUCAACCCUCCCUCCUCCCACCUUAACUCCGUCUCCUGAUUCUAAUUGUUGUAACCCCUCCUUCAGGAGUCCAGAAGACUCUCAAACAGAGAGGAAUGAGGUCUCACCUCUCUCCUCUUUGUCUCCAGACUCAGAUGGCAUAGGCAUGUCUCAUCCUCAUAUCAAGACACAAAUAAAAGAAGAAGAAGAAUUGCUUCUGCCCCCCAGCCUUUCACAUUCCUCUGAUUUGUCUGAGGAAGAUCCCACAUUCUCUUCUACCCCCAAUAAGUCUGAGGAGGAUCUUUCGAAACUCUCCUGCCUUUGCUCUACCUCUUCUUCUUCUUCUGAAAUUGACCAGUGUUCAGUACUGGCCUCCCCGCCUUCAGCCUUUCCUGAUCCAGAUGAUUUGACAGAUCAAGUUGUUAGAGGGAUCCCAGAUUCAACAGAAUGGUCUGUCACCCAGCAGGACAGACCUUGUCAUCAUGAUCAUAAUACAGAGUCUGCUCCGGACUCUUCUGUCCAACAUGUCAUUGAAGGUAAGACUGAACAGCUUGCUUUGGACCCAGAUGAUGAUCUUCAGAGGGAUGGAAGGAAAGAGGGAGAGCCUGAGAGACAAGGUGAGACCCUGAGAGACACUGUGCAGACUCAAGGGGCUGUUGUUUACAUGUCAGAUGCGGACUGUUCUGCAGUUAUGCCAGAAGAUUCUAGAUCUGCUUCUGUGGCAGAGACAGAAACAGAGCCACAGCCACAGAUCCAAUUCUUUGGUUUGAAUGAAACAGAAAGUGAAGAACAAAAAAGGUCUUCUGUAUCACAUGAUGAGGUUCCAGAAAUGGUACAAAAUGGUAGAACAGAAUCGGAACCAAAGGUGUCCGGUCCAGUACAAAUUGAGAGUUUAGAUCUGGUGUUUGAAACCUCAGUGGAUGGAUCAGAGGGUGAUGGUGAAUACGGUGAUGUGGAUGCUAUUUGUCGGGAGCUGGACUCUGAUGGAUAUGUCUACUGGGCAGAGCCGAUCCAGGUUUGCACUCCAUCCCCUGUGCUAGAGGAAUCAGGCAGCUUUGACACAUUAGAAACUUCUCUUGGGACUUCUGUCUCACCUACAGGGCCAACUACUCCGGACUCCCCAACAAGUGCUGCAUUAUUCAUGUCUGAAAGUGCCUCCUCAGACAUUCUCCCCUCUUUGACUCCAGCUCCAUCCUCUUCCACAGCCCUGGCAGACCUCAACAGCCCGGGCAGGUCCAGAUCAGGUCGGUCUGUUUCUGUCCAGAUGCCCUCAUCUCUGUGCUCCCAUUCUGUCUCCCAUAUUGUUCACAGGAAGGAUGUUCCCUACAUCACUGACUCUAAACCCACAAUCCCUCCAAGUGUUCUCACUUUGGACACAUCCACACCCCUCCGAGCUGUCCGGUCGUGGACAGACCUAAAGAUUCAACAAAGUGCACUUACCAAGAAGUCACAAUAUAGAGGUCUUCAUCCUCUGAAUAACCAAGUGACCAUCUCAGAAACAACAAGGAGACCUGCAUUAAUCUUCUCUUCCUCCCCAUCCUUCCCUUUACUGUCUAAAGACUGGCAGUCUUGUGACAGUUUCCCUGGAUCGGCUGGAAGCUUCAGGUCAAAGUCAGUCUCCCUGGACACAGGUCUAUGGCCUGAUGACAAAGUAGACAGGGGUGAUGAUGAAGAUGAGGAGAAGCGGUGGGAGGGAGAUCUGAUGACCAACUUUGCCUGCUGCUGUUCCUGUGACCAUCGAUGUACAUGCUGUACUCAAAACAGUCACGGCAAACAGGACACUGUGGGAAACUUAACUUAUUCUCUGGAUGAAUUGGAGGGGAUGAUGAUCUGUUUGCGGCAGUUCCGUGUUGUGCUGAAUAACAUGGAGGAGCACCUCUCUAACGACCAGGCUUCAGUGUACAGCGCGCUCUCUGACCAUGACAGGGAAGAGAUUCAAGAAAUUGCAGAGUUGAGGAAAGCGGUGAAACAAGAGGCUGGAGAACUGGAGCUGCAGCUGGACGCGCUAGCUAACCACUAUGAUGACAGCUUCAAAAUGAAGAUGCACAGACUGUUGGAUGAGCAGUCUCUACUCUGCUCUCAGCUAAGACUCUGCCCACCCGGAGCCACGCCUGUCUCCUCUGGCCCGGCCCACAGAACAGUGGCCACCCAGUGCUGCCUGCUGCCCUGGCUCCCGCUGACUGACAUGCCAAGUGGCUACCUCCCGUCAAGCGGCACCUGGGACUUGGAAUCCUCCAGACAUUCACUUUCUGGUUCAGAGGGCGUGUGCGAGGGCCUGGGCUGCUCUCCCACGAAGACAGACAAGCUGGACUUUGUGGGCUUCCUCCAGAGAUUGAAGGAGUCUUUGCGCCACUCUGCAAACACAGAGUCAGCAGAGUAAAAGAUAUUGUACUGCUGCUUUCAAAUCCUGGUGAAAAGGACCUGUUGUCUGAAGUCUUCCAUUCAGCUACUGAAGGCCAUACCUUGAGGAAUACUUGGAGAUUUUGAAUUUCAGUUGUGCUGCACAGGGAAUUCAUAACAAUAUGAGAAUAUUUUCAGCAUUUGCUACAUUUGCUAUUUAAAGCUACGGUAAAAAUGGCUUGUUAGCAUUCCCCAC
Molecule: messenger RNA, 4698 nt
Organism: Myripristis murdjan (pinecone soldierfish)
Lineage: Eukaryota; Metazoa; Chordata; Actinopteri; Holocentriformes; Holocentridae
Gene: itprid1
Product: ITPR interacting domain containing 1
Exons: 17
Coding region: 184-4482 (1432 amino acids)
Molecular function (GO): signaling receptor binding
Source: RefSeq, a predicted model, not a curated record